This is a messenger RNA of Pseudophryne corroboree (corroboree frog), 3255 nucleotides long. RefSeq names its product galactoside alpha-(1,2)-fucosyltransferase 2-like. The transcript is spliced from 2 exons. Gene Ontology annotation, molecular function: galactoside 2-alpha-L-fucosyltransferase activity. The record is from RefSeq and is a predicted model, not a curated record. Lineage: Eukaryota; Metazoa; Chordata; Amphibia; Anura; Myobatrachidae. Gene Ontology annotation, cellular component: membrane. Gene Ontology annotation, biological process: carbohydrate metabolic process. Bases 107 to 1117 code for a protein of 336 amino acids.
GCCCCUGAAGAAAACCACUGUGUUUUUAUGGGUCUGUAAGAAUAGAGAGAAGUGCCUUUAUUUCAUCAAAACGGCUUCCAUUUGUGAGAAAUGAUCUGCCUGGAAAAUGAACACACAAUUGGCAAGAGUAGUUUUACUUUUGGUAGUCUUCAUUAUUUUCGUAGUUGCGUACUGGAGUACAAAAGGACAGAGAAGUCCUCUACCAGUAUUCCACAAAAUUGGCCAUGCAGGGAGCAUGUGCCCUGGCUCUGUUAUAAGUAGUGUCAAGUCAGAUACUGUGAUAUGGACAACCCAACCUACUGCACGUUUAGGAAACAAAAUGGGGGAGUACGCAGUACUCUAUGCUCUCGCAAAGCUUAAUGGGCAGCAAGCCUAUGUUUUACCCACCAUGCACAAUGAGCUGGGAAAGAUAUUUAAGAUCAAGUUGCCCGUACUUCACCAAGACAUAGCAGAUCGUAUUAAAUGGAAGAUCUAUCAGUUGCGUGAUUGGAUGUCUCCAGAAUAUUCAAACAUCUCUGGACAAUACGUGAAGCUUCAUGGUACACCCUGUUCAUGGACCUUCUACCAUCACAUAAGAGAAGAGAUUCUACGAGAAUUCACUUUCCAUGAUUAUAUUAAGGAAGAGGCAAAUUUAUAUCUUGCAAAACUGAAAGGAGACCGGAAAAAUGUGACCUAUAUUGGGGUUCAUGUUCGCAGGGGAGAUUAUGUACAAGUUAUGUCUAAACUAAGGAAAGGUGUAGUAGCCGGCAGAGAUUAUAUGGACAAAGCCAUGGGCUAUUUCAGAAAUAAAUACAAGAACCCUCUCUUUGUGGUGACCAGUAAUGGCAUGGAUUGGUGCAAGAAGAACAUUGAUAACUCACUAGGGGAUGUUCACUUUGCAGGUGAUGGCCUGGAAGGGUCACCUGCCCAAGACUUUGCCCUCCUGGCACAUUGUAACCACACCAUAAUGACAAUAGGGACAUUCGGAUACUGGGCUGCAUACUUGGUUGGAGGGGAGACCAUCUACCUUACAAACUUUACUUUGCCAGAUUCUCCUUACCUUAGGAUUUUCAAGUAUGAAGCUGCUUUCCUUCCAGAAUGGAUUGGGAUUCCUGCAGACCUCUCCCCAGUCUUAUAAAAUUAAAGCCUCCAUGGUGAAUCUUCUUCAUGAAAGGAGGCAAUCACGAGACUUACUGUCUGGUUCCCGGCGGUCACAAUGUCGACGCCUGAAUCCCGACAGGUGUAAAAUGCUGCCACCGGUUUAGUGGUGCUACAGGCUUUUCUCCCUCUGUGGGUGUCCCCAACACCUAUAGAGGGAGAGAAUAGAUCCUGUGGUGAACACAGCAAGCCACCGUGCCUGCAGUGAGGUGAGUGUAGCGAGCCAGCAAGGUGCUUUCUAGCGCUCGCCCUGCUGCCGGCAUACUGGUGGCCGGGCAGCCGGGAUCCCAGUAAAGUAUGUAUUCCGUUUUAAAUACCAUGUUCUAUAAGAGCAGACAGGGCAUAUUGGCCCUCAUUCCGAGUUGAUCGCUCGCUAGCUGCUUUUAGCAGCAGUGCAAACGUGAAAUUUUUUCAUGCAAUUUCUGAGCAGCUCCAAACCUACUCCUACCUUGCGAUCACUUCAGUCAGUUUAGUUCCUGCUUUGACGUCACAAACACGCCCUGCAUUCGGCCACCACUCCCCCGUUUCCCCAGGCACGCCUGCGUUUUCACCUGUCACACCUGUGUUUUUUAGCACACUCCCGGAAAACGUUCAGUUACCACCCAGAAGCACCCACUUCCUGUCAAUCACUCGCCGAUCAGCAGAGCGACAGAAAAGCGUCGCUCGCCCUUGUGUAAAACUGCAGUUUUGUGUGAAAGUACUUCGGCCCGUACGCAUGCGCAGAAGUGCAGAUUCUUAGCCUGAUCGCUGCGCUGUGAACAACAGCAGCUAGCGAUCAACUCGGAUGAGGGCCUGUGUGUGUGUUUGUGUGUGUGUCUAAUGUGUAAAGCCUCAUUAAUUUUUGGUAAAUGUUUUCAACACCGUACUGUGCACAUUCAUCCUUGUAAUUACUUCAUAUACUUUAGGUUCAAUAGAGAAAUAUAAAACAUAAUUAUAACUUUACUCCUCAAGUAGUUCACCUUGAACUCCGUUUAUUGUGAGACUGAUGCAACUUCCUUGAAUUAAGGUCCCUGGCCAUGGUGGACAGUGUAAACUUCACCAAGAGGGGGAGGGGUUGUGAUCAGUGUGUUCUACCUGGGGUAUUGGAGGAAAUUGAGUACUCGAGAUGUCUGGUAUCGUAGACAAUGAAUAGAUGAGAGGUGGGGGUGCUCAGCGCUCACCUUGGUUGUGGAUAUAGUUAUGGGGAACGUGUGCUAGUAUGUGGUAUGAUAAUGCGUGAUGGAAAAGUGAAAAGGAACAAAGUAAAAUAAAUGAAUAAAGUAAAGUAAAUUGGCUUGGAAAAGUGAACAAUUCCAGCCACUUUAUUUACUGUACUUUAUUUCAUUACUUUUCGUUUUUCCAUCAUAAUACCAUGUUCUAGUACGUGUUCCCCACUCAGAGCAACUGUAGCCACAUAGCACAUAUAACCACAACCAAGGUCAGCACUGAGCACAAUUGCCACACACACACACACACACACACACACACACACACACACACACACACACACACACACACACACGGAGAAGGCCCUGCUCUUGUGAGCUUACAAUCUGAUUCUGUCUUCACAUUAUCUAAAAAAUAACAUAAAUACAAUUUCAACCUUCUCUCUACAGCUGCUCACAGAUCCUUUCGCCUGUUUAUGCUCGGAAUUUCAUCAUUAGGCCCAAACAAAGACAAGUUCAUUCCGACCCUGAAUAAUAGUUGCCAAAAAACAAUUCUCAUUCAUUGGACUUCUAGACCCGCCCCAUCUAUUAGUGAGGUUAAACAGAAAAUCUUGCAGAUCUCUAUUUUGAUAGACAAGCAGACAUUGAGAAAGGGGUGGUGAAGUUUUACAAAGAAAUGGGGUGCUUAUAUUGAUCACAUGAAUCCUAAUGACCAGACACCCACAGUAUAUUCAGGCUAUUUGAGUCUACAGAGUGGCAUUUACAUUGCAUACUCUUAAUGAUCAAGGAUUGUUAUUAGCUACGUUUACAUUUUCUGGCGCUAUAACACCUGACCUACUGUAAAAGAUAUUCUCAAGCAGGUUCCCCUUAAGAUACUUCAGUCCACCCCAUUAGGUGAUCUGAUAAAACUUCUCUCUUUGGGGGUAAUUCCAAGUUGAUCGCAGCAAGAAUUUUGUUAGCAGUUGGGUAAAAC